UCUCAUCCGAGAAAGACUAGAUUGUAGUUUUAAUAACGCCUGGUAAUUUUCAGCAAGCCAUACAGUAUUUCCCAACUACUCCGGUCGACGAACUUUAAUUUCCAUUAGUUUGAAAUUAAUUUAUCAAUAUUCUGAUAUGGAAAGUGAUAUCCAGGAUGCUUUAGAAGAUCUGGGAUUUAGAGGCGAACUUUUGGAUGAAGGUGCUCUAGUUACUGCCAGCCGUGGGGAUUGUCUCACAGUUGACUUCAUGGCCUUAUGUGUCUGGCUAAGUGAACAGCUGAACUGUCUCUGCACAAUACAGGAGCAUGUUUCAGAGAAAGAGGAUGAAGAAACAUUUCGCAUGGAAAUGAGUGGACUGUUAAAUGAGCUAGGUUGUCCCCACUCUCAGAUCUUGGGAGUCAAUGGGCUUGCUCCUCAAGCAAACAGGCUGCUUCUGUUGGACUAUCUGACCUCAGAAGUUCAAGCACUGAAAAUGAUUGGAGGAGAAGAAGAAGAAGAAAAAAUGGAGAUUGAUAAUCAAGCAGCAAGUCCAGCCUUUGACCAGGUGAAAGCCAUCUUACAAGCUCUAGACUUGCCACAACCAUCCAAAGAAUCAACUGUGUUUGAAUUGUUUUCUCUGAUUGAGGCCAAGGUGCGUGCACUAUUAAGUAAAGCUCCUAAAGAUCACCUCGGACAACCUUUACUAAUAAAGACUCUAGGAGACAAGCAGUGGGGCAAAGUAGAAGAAAUCAACUCACAGCUCAAUCAGGAGUAUACACUGCGCCGUUCAAUGUUGUUGAAAAGAUUAGAUGUUACUGUCCAAUCCUUUGGUUGGUCUGACAGGGCAAAGACUAAGAAAGAUGAAAUAUCUGCAGCUUUUCAUCCAUUAAGAAAAUCUCUAUCAGCCACAGCUCCAGUAACCAUUCCAGAUAUAAUUGCUGCAAGAUCAGAUUUGCUUAGGUUGACAAAAACAAGCAGCGGUGAAAUAAGAGACAAAAUGCAAUGUAAAAUAAACAAGAUCAUGAUGGGGAAAGUUCCUGAUCGUGGUGGGAGGCCAUCACAUGUUGGAUCACCAGUGGAGAUGCCAUCUUUCAAGAAGAGAACAGAGGCUCCAAAGGACCAAAGACCAUCAAGUGGCCAUGGAGGAGGAAGAGGAGGCAAGGUUCAAGGAAGAUGGGCAAAUAGAGGUGCACAAGGAGGUCAGGGGGGUAAUUGGAGAGGAGGCUGGGGAGGGAGGGGUGGAAACAGAGGAAACCCUUCUAGAGAAGAAGAAUAUCAGAGAAGGGUUUAUUACAGCUGAUACUUUGCUGUCCUACCACUGUUGGCUUAUAAGAAUACUCAGACACUGACAAGUGAAUAUACAAAGAAUGUCAUUCAGUGAUGCAAAAGAUAUUGCACAAACAGUGUAGAAUGUAAUGAAAACUUACAAUAAAAUCUCUAGAGCAUGA
Messenger RNA from Stylophora pistillata, 1427 nucleotides. Its product is annotated as protein FAM98A. Lineage: Eukaryota; Metazoa; Cnidaria; Anthozoa; Scleractinia; Pocilloporidae. Gene Ontology annotation, cellular component: tRNA-splicing ligase complex. The record is from RefSeq and is a predicted model, not a curated record.